Messenger RNA from Phytophthora megakarya, 702 nucleotides. The record is from the annotation of a GenBank genome assembly. NCBI's taxonomy places the organism in Eukaryota, Oomycota, Peronosporomycetes, Peronosporales, Peronosporaceae.
AUGGAUCACAUACCGUCGCUGCCCAGAUCCCACAAGGGGGACACAGAAUUACUGAUCUGGGUCGAUCUGUUCACGGGAUAUGUGAUCGCGAAGGCCAGCUCGUCUCGAUCGGCCCAGACGGUCGCGGAAUCGUAUGAAGAGUGUGUAUUUCGGCGAUUUGGUGCCAGUGAGAUGAUCCGGCACGAUCGAGAACCCGGCUUCAUGUCUGAUUUCUUCCGGGCGUUUAACAAGAUUUUGGGACAGCGGCAGCGGGCGACGAUGGCAUAUCGUCCACAGGCAAACGGGACGGCUGAGAGAAUGGUGCAGACCGCGACCAGAGCGCUCAAGAUAUUGAAGGAGGCCAUCUCGGAUCGAGCUGAACGACACAACGAGGACGCAGGAUCACAUCAGAUCGAGGCUGAAAAGAUCAACGAAUUCAGCGUCAAACUCGAGAUCGCAGGAACAGGAUAUCAAAUCUUCCCAGUGGUACAUGUGUCGAAGGUGAAACUGGUCAAGGACUUUCCAGAUCGACCACGCGUGGAGCUGACCAUCAAUGAGGCGGAUCGCCUCGAUUUUGACGAGAUCUUGCUUCCAGAGGACAGUUGGGUUCCAGAUCUGGGUGCUGAUGAGUAUGAAGUCGAGCGAAUUUCGGAUGUGCGGAGUGGAAAGAAGACCCGAUUUGGACGGAUCUACCGGGAGUUCCUGGUUCAUUGGAUGGGAUAG